Pseudomyrmex gracilis is the source of this 774-nucleotide messenger RNA. RefSeq lists its product as uncharacterized. The record is from RefSeq and is a predicted model, not a curated record. Bases 1 to 774 code for a protein of 257 amino acids. Gene Ontology annotation, cellular component: plasma membrane. Lineage: Eukaryota; Metazoa; Arthropoda; Insecta; Hymenoptera; Formicidae. Gene Ontology annotation, biological process: detection of chemical stimulus involved in sensory perception of smell; sensory perception of smell. Gene Ontology annotation, molecular function: odorant binding; olfactory receptor activity. The transcript is spliced from 5 exons.
AUGGACUCCAGUAGCGAUCGUUACUACAAACUCAAUCGUAUGUUUUUGUCGGCUAUUGGUCUCUGGCCGCAUCGUUACAUUGUGUUGCGGCAACUUCAAGGUAUUUUAUCGUCGUUUAUUCUAAUAUCGGUAACGUCACCCCAGUUAAUAAAAUUGAUCACGAUAACAAAGUACGAUGUGGACGUCGUGUUGACCAUUUUAUCGUCCGCUUUGCCGUUCAUGUUAUUCACUGUAAAAUAUAUCACUUUUUAUUUCGUCACAGAGAAGGCAAAGGCGUUAAUGCGACAAAUUGAAAGCGAUUGGAACAUGUUGAGAAAUAAUCACGAGCUUGAGAUAAUUCAUCGAUACGCGAAAGUGGCAAAACUGUCCACCACGUCUCUAGCAACAUUGAUCUACGUGUGUAUCGCCACGGUUAUCGUCAUGCAGUACAUCCCGAUUUUUCUCGACGUCGUUGCGCCAAGUAACAAAUCUCGACAACCCGAAUUAUUGUUUUCGGUCGAAUACUUCGUCGAUCAGAGAAAAUAUUUCCACGCGAUUCAAUUUCACUUGGAUGUCGGAUUAAUCGUCGCCGCGACGACAAUUCUGUCCACCGAGUCGUUUUGUUUAGGACUUGCGAUACACGCGUUCGGAAUGUUCAAAAUAGCCAGUUAUCGCAUGGAGCAUAUAAUCGAUGAAAACGCGUCGAAUACAUUUACGGAAAAGCAUCACGACUUUCACAACAACGUAGUGAUUGCUGUGAACGGUCAUCGAAAAGCAAUCGAGUCGGUAUCAUGA